UCAGUGCUGUGUGUGUGACAAGUCUUGGGUGAGGAGCGGGACCCUGGCCCUCAUUCCCAACGCCACCACCCCCUGGAGUCUGAGGUUCCACAGGCCAGGCAAUGAAGGGAAGUAGCCCACACACUUCAACCCGGGGCCACAGUUGGAGGAGAGGCCCGCACAGCCGAGGAGCAACGCAGGAGCUGUGUGGGACCCGCGCUGCAGCAUCUGCCGGGCUCCGACCUGGUGGGAGCCUCCAAGGCCCGGGACGCGCGGCGGCAGAGCUGGUGGCCGCGAUCUUCCGGGCCACUCCUUCCUCCCUACCCCUCCCCUCCCGCCCGCGACCUUCGACCUCCAUCCCGGACCCACGGGGGACUGGCCCCGGGAAAGGGAGGAGAUGUGAAAGGUAUCUAGGGGCGCGGCGCCGCCGCCUAGACGGCGCCGGGGCUCGAGGUGCGAAUCCGCGGCGUCCGGCUGCGCGGCCCUACCUGGGAAGUGCGGGACCCUCCGCCGCUCUCCGAAGCCGCGCGCCACCUCGAGCCGGGCUCCGGGCGGCAGCCGCCCGCGCACGAUUUUUAAAUGCAAAGGCCUUAUUGCUGUUCUUUGUUCCAGGGAUACCAUUGUCUAGUCGUCCACGGGCCUCUCGGAGUUUUCCCAGGGUUUGCGGCGCGCACUCUCCUCCCCCGCCCCCACAGACUCGCUCUCCAGAGCCAACCCGGAUCUGCCUAGGUGCCCACGAUCCUUCCCGAUCGACUUGAGUGUCCUUCCUCCAGCUCCUGCUUUCCCAGCAUCGAAAACACAAAAGCCUGCCGGAAAUCACCCAGCCUUUGCCUGGUCACUCAGGGGCCCAGGGAUAAGCGUGGCUCCGAUUUUUCCAGGUCAGCCCCACCGUUUGCCACCUACCCGAGUUAAUUUCUGCGCCCGCUGACCAAAGGCCCCUACUGGCCAGAGGUACAGCUUCUUGGUGCGCUAGUCGCUUCCUUGCUCAGCCUUUCGAGCCUCCCGGGGAAGUGAGCGUAAUUAGUAGCCAGGAGCCCUGCGACCCUGACUGCUGUGCGAACGCACCAGGCCGGCUACGAGAGCUUUGUACUCGGCUCUUUCUUGUGAAACUUGUUCCCCUCCACCCCCCUGCGUAAAACUCUCGUGUUGAGAAAAGCAAGGCUUGCAGGAAGCCACUCCGGAUGUUUGCUGCUUUACAUGUGGCAUUUGUGGCUGGCUCUGAUAACAUCCCGGGUUACCGCGUAUUAAAGUGAAGAGACUGAAAUAGAAGACUCCACAUACAACCGCGCGCGGGUCAGUGACGCCGCAGCCCUCCACACUGCCCCCCGAAAAUACGUGACAAGCGAAGGAUCAGAAGAAAUGACAUCUAGGUCACAGUAUGUAAAAGGGACUAGUUUUGGAAAGCCACCACAAUUCCUCCCUGGUAAAUUUGUAAACUGCGACUUUAUGAUCCCAGGAAGGGUUUUAUAAGAAGUGGGGGGAGAGGCGCCAAAAUCUGAAGCUCUUACUCCAAACUAGGAUGUGUACUUUCACCUGAUUUCUCUUAACCCAUCAAGAUCAGUCCCCAGGAACAAGGGCAAAUAAAAAUAGGGAAACCCUGCCGGGCGCAGGUGGCUCAAGCCUGUAAUCCCAGCACUUUGGGAGGUCGAGG
Saimiri boliviensis boliviensis (Bolivian squirrel monkey) is the source of this 1630-nucleotide messenger RNA. The record is from RefSeq and is a predicted model, not a curated record. NCBI's taxonomy places the organism in Eukaryota, Metazoa, Chordata, Mammalia, Primates, Cebidae.